AUGAAAUCGACCACGGCGUCGAAGACUAUUGAAAAGCUUCGCACCGUUUUUGCAACGUUUGGGCUUCCCGAACAGAUUGUGACAGAUAAUGGUCCUCAAUUUGUGUCUGACGAAUUUGCAGUUUUCCUCAGAUCCAAUGCUGUGCAACACGUCAAGACACCUCCGUACCAUCCGGCUUCGAAUGGGGCAGCAGAGAGGCUCGUCCAGACGGUAAAGAAGAACCUUGUGCGCCAACUGCGAGACGAGAGGCGCUCGGGGCAAGCACGGACCAUUCAACACCGGCUGGACCAGUUCCUCUUCACAUACCGCAACACGCCAUGCUCCACGACUGGUAAGACGCCUGCACAGAGUUUCCUGUCUUGGGCACCGCGCACGCGUCUCAGCAUUUUACACCCUGAAUUAGCCAAGCGGUCAGAGCCUACUCCAUCUAGAGAUCAAGACCAGGGACAGAAAAAGAAGAGGCGGGAAUUUGAUGCAGGUGAACGGGUCCGGGUGAGAGGUAUCCGCCCAGGCGACCCGCACUGGUUAGAUGGAACGAUUGUUCGCCGUGUCAGCGUGGCAACUUACAUAGUCAAAGUGGAAGGCCAGGAGCGAUUCAUGCAUGCGGAUGACAUUGUUACUACAAGUACUCCUCUUAUUCUACCCAGAAUAGUGCGCAUCACUGGCACACCUCUAGCGCAACCUGGUCCGGCGACGCCUGAAGAAACGGAGGAAACUCCUACCGAGGUCCAGGAACCAACGUCUGAAGCUACAGAUUCUACCGCCACUGAAGAACCUCCUCCUGAACCUCUGCCACGCCGAAGCACAAGGGUUCGGCGACAGCCUGAAAGAUAUGGAUAUUAA
Rhipicephalus sanguineus (brown dog tick) is the source of this 843-nucleotide messenger RNA. RefSeq lists its product as uncharacterized. Lineage: Eukaryota; Metazoa; Arthropoda; Arachnida; Ixodida; Ixodidae. Bases 1 to 843 code for a protein of 280 amino acids. The transcript has a single exon. Gene Ontology annotation, biological process: DNA integration. The record is from RefSeq and is a predicted model, not a curated record. Gene Ontology annotation, molecular function: nucleic acid binding.